CGCGUGCCUCUCUUCCCUUGCUUCUGAAAAACAAUUCUUCGUCCGCUGUAGUCGAGCACGUUUUUCUUGCUGGCCAAGAUAUGCGAGUUUACGAGUAGAGAAGUAGGGCUACACGCCGAUCUGCAGCGCGGGCCGUGGGCUGCCGUUUUCGUUUGUUUUACCCGUUCUUCUCGAUCAAAGUGACCUGCGUUUCGGUUUUCUCUUCGUCAUUCACCGAAAUGCUCCCGACAACUCGUGAAUUUCUCCCGUCCUACGUGUCCGCUAUGGAAAUUCUAGCACUCUUUUUCCCGGGAGUUGCUCCAUCGACUGUCAUUUCCUCGCAAGCGAGACGAACGCCGUUCGUGGUUUUGCUCUUGCCCCUUUUUUUGUGGCAUAGAAGUGGCGAAUUCUGCUCAAUUUAAAUGCUUGAAUCGACGGUUUCGCUUGGUGAGACGAUGCACUCCCGCAUCGCGUCGAUGGAAACGAGCGACGUCGCUGUUCUUUCCUGCCUGUUUUUAAACAUGGAGAAACUAAUCUGCGACGUCCUCAUCGGCUUGCGUGCUCCACUGUUCCCCUCUUUGACAAAAAGUUGUUUGCCUUUCUGCUUUCUCAUUAUUAUGAUCUCCCUGACUUUUUAGGUUCGACGACGGCUGUUUAAGUCGAUCGUGCAGCUGACGUGAAUCAAGGCUUCCUGUGUGAAACGCCGACUUUGUCUUUUCUUCUUGGAGUUCUGUUUCUCUCUGCGUGCCGAAAUCCGCCGCAAACGAAGCCCUUCUGCGCCACAUUCUUCCCUUCAGUAGUCACGAAGGCUCGUUUUGGAGUUUUUUCGUACAGGCGGAGUUUCACACUUUCCCUUCUCCCUAGUUGAUUCUGACAGCCUCCACAAAAUAGACCGUCUGGUUUUAGAGAUCUCUUGCCGUCGAAACGGUGGAUUCCAUCGUUCUCCUCCGUCUGAAAAAGUGUUGCUUUCGUGCUCGUCUCCCCGAAGAAGACGCGCGACUUCCUCUCCACGAUCAUACUCCGCUGCCUCCGUCGUUCGACGGUUUUCGGGGUGGACAUACACCUCGAAUGAGGGGAAACGGUUUGACAGAACUUGAGCAGCGACCACUACAUGCUCGGCAUUUUCCUGUUUAGGCCUUUCCUCUGAUUGGCCGUUUGCAAGUCUACCUCUCCUCCGUCGUCCCUCUCGUCUGCACCGCGUUUCCCGUGUGUUCUAGAUAUCGGAGAUGACAUGAAGCGGCCACAUAAUGCAGCCUGCGUUAGCGGACCCAGAGCACCCACGAGCCUAUGGGGCUAAUUAUGUGUACUGCAACGGGUGUGGUAUCACCGGACCGGAUCGCCGCACGGCGCUCGUCUCAUUGGCGAUGAUUCUCAUUCCGUCUGUCGUCUUCAUGAUAUGGACUUCUCCGUGGUUUGCGUCCCACUUUGGAGUCGGCGUCCCGCUCACGCAAGCCCUUCUCGUUCUCUUGACAGUCUACUUCUUCAGCGUCACCGCGUGCAGCGACCCAGGCAUUCUGCCACGGCAUCGGAGUCCUAUGAACGCGUUCGACCCUCUAACAGGAGCGUAUCGCGCUCGCCAGCCGCCUAGGUACCAGGACGUGGUGAUCAACGGCAACUGCAUUCGGCUCAAGUUCUGCACAACUUGCAACAUCUAUCGUCCUCCUCGAAGCGUUCACUGCGCAAUAUGUGAUAAUUGCGUCGAGCGAUUCGACCACCACUGUCCGUGGCUCGGGAACUGCAUAGGCCUGCGAAAUUACAGGACCUUCAUCUUCUUUGUCAUAUUCUGCUCCCUCCUUUCGGUCUUCACCUUCGUCUCAAGUGCAGUGAAGGUUGCAUUCGUGGUCGUCUGGUUGCGGGCGGACGGUCUGAACUCAGACGACGUUUUCCAGCAGCUCUGGGGCAAGGCGACGGAGUCCGUUCUGCUUCUCGUGUACACAUUCGUUCUCUCGUGGUUCGUCCUCGCUCUCUUCGCGUAUCACGGCUACUUGAUCGCGACAAAUCAAACCACCUACGAGCAGAUAAAGAGUUUCUUCUACGAAGGCAAUCCGUGGAGCAAGGGUCUGGCGGGCAAUCUGGCGGAUGUCUUCUGCCGUCCGGUGCGGGCCCGAUACUUCAGUCCAAUAAUGCCCGUUCUCUGCUUUCUGGAGGAGGACGACCUGGGUCGCAGCUCCAGCCCGUUAAACGAGUUGUCGGGCGACUCUGCACGUGAUACCCCGUCUCCGUUAGCCCGGGAAGAGUCGGCGCAUGCGUCGGGGAGUGCCGACUUAGACGUGCCACUGAGUCAGCGGCCCUUCGCGAACAAGCGUUCGCCGAAGGGUGAAGAAGGAGGACAGGCUGAAAAGCCAGUGUCUUCGGUUAUGGGCGCCUCGUCAUCUGGCGUUGUCUCCGACAGUGCUGCGGUGAGAGACCCGAGAGGCGGCGAACUCGCCAGCGACGGUUCCGAGGAAACCGCCGCGCAGGCUCUCACCACUUCAUUUCCGGCGCCGUCUUGCCCCACCUCGCUCACCGAAGCGGAGGCGCCUCCUGACGUCUCGAUGCCUUCUGGCGCUGGCAUAGCUGACUCAGGCGCUCUUGCGCAAGAGGCGGGAUCAGACCAGAAAUUGCUGCAGCGUUUGUCGAGGAAGCGACAGAGCGAGGCCGAGAAAGAGGCCGCAGCACAGCUCAGACAGAAGGCAGACGCGCGGAAGAGCGGCGACCGUAGGAGGCAGAUUGGCGGCGGCGGUCGCGAGAAGGGAGGACGGGGAGAACGUGACCUGGGUCUCUCUUCAGGCAAGAAAGAGGACGACGACCCAGUGGAUGGGCUAGAGAGGCGAGAAACCAGGACGCCCGUGGAAGGCGAGUCGCGAAACAGAGCGGGCGCGACGGAAACGUUGCGGACGAGGCCACCGACAGGUCACUUGCGCAAAAAUGCAGGUUUCCCGGAAAAUAAGGUGGAGUCCCCUCGUACUCCGCAGCAACGUCCCACGGCCUCGGACUCGAGGGGCAUCGAACGGCGGGCUCCUCAAGAGGCGAAAAGCACAAGCGAACCAGCGUCAGGAUCCACUCCUGGUCUUGGCAUGGAGCAUGCGUCCGCCCCGAGGGACCGCGAAAUGCCUGCCUUCGCUGGUCAGCGCCUCAUGGUGACGACUGCGGUUAUGGGGCGUCCAGCAGAUUUCGAGGGGAAGCGCGCAAACGCGGAAGGAACCCAGAGUGUUGCUUGUGAGGAGACGCCGACAAUGCAGGCUCUCUCGUCGCGGGCUUCGUCUUCUGCCUUGCCUGAAUCUCAUGCUUUUCAGACUACGCCAGGGGAAAACCCGGGCAGGACGCCAGAAGGGCCCUCUGGAGACACGACCCUGCAUUGUACAGCAGCCACGGAGACAGAUGACGACGGAGAGAGAGAGAGGGACGGACGAGAAGAGAAAGAAAGAGACGGAAAGAUCCACAAGAACCGCCCUUCCACUGCGUUGCCUGCAGCACGCGUUGCGUGUUCGUCAGAACGUGCUCUUCCUCCUGUGGAACGAGACGCUGGAAGUGUGAGAGGCAAAAGAUGUGAGGCUCCACAGGAGGAGGGCCAAGGAGAGAGGAGAAUUUAUCCAGUCUCUUCUCGCCCCGGCCGCCGAGUCGUUCCUUCGCCAAGGCGCACAGACGAGAACCACCACGACGGCGACUACCUCGUACAUUUCAAGUCCGAAACGUCGUCUCGUUUCGCUUCGUACUGCCCACGGGUCGAGGGAAACAGUGCAUUCCUGUCUCCCUUGCCGGAGGCACCAGACUGUGCAGAAGGCGUGGCUGCGUGCCCAUGUGCAGAAACUGUUUUUUUCUCCUCUGGGGAGCCACGCGGCGAGGACGAGGUUAACCAGGUGUUUUGUCUGAACCAGGAGGAGGAGACGAUGUGUUCUUGUUUCCCGUCGGCAGCAGCGCCGCCCCAGAGAGGUUCCACCGCCGGGGAAUCUUCAAAAGGAAGAAUUCGGUUUUUCUCGUCUGGCAGCUUCAGCGCCUUCCGUCUCUUCUCGAGCUGCUUCGUCGCCGUGCCAACUCCGUGGGCCAGGAACCGAGGUUCUGGGUCAUCUUGGUCUGGCGCCUAUCGCACGCGGUUGCCGGCUCAUUCACAGACGGCAGAGAUUUCACCUGCCUCCGCUUCACACUCUACACAAUCGCUCUCGCAUUUCCGCUCAUCAAGUUCCCGCGUGCUGCAGGCAUUUUCCCACGGCGGACGGCUCCCCGCCUCUGCUGUCGGCGCCGCACUCGAGCGACACCGCUCGAGUGCCAGGCGAGACCCGGAAGAGGCAGAAGGUAAGCAGGGCACCUGUCUCCCCAUAAAGAAGACGGGCCCGUUUGCAGGAGGCUGCGCGCCAGGACAGUUUGUGUGUCGCCUCUCAGGCGAGGACGGGGCAGCAGGGGGCGCCGAGGCGUCGCAAAACGAGAGCUCGAGAGGGACGCGAAAUACUGCGAGAAGGGAGACGGCGAAGGGAGACGAGCAGGCGGCGUGGGAAGAAGAGAACGAGGGCAGGACGGGAGGCGACAGAAGCGUCUUGACGUAUGCCGCCCCGCAGGGUUGCGUUUCGGGGCCUCUGUCUCCCAGAAGGAGACAGGGGCACGAAGACCUACCGUCGCAGUCUCUAAACGUCUCGCUCGAAGACCACAAAGCAGCAGGCAACUGCCCUUCAGCUCCUGGAAGAGACACGCUGCCAUGUGGACCUGCUCGCGGCAUCGAGGCGGAAUCCAUGUUGAACACGGGUCUGGGAGAGGCGGUCGACGGCGAUUGUGACGACGCGGAACGUGACGAUUUAAACGCGUGUGCUAGUCGAUCACGAAGCGUCGCUGGAAAGGCAUGUCGGUGUCUGCCGGCAGGCGAGUGGCGCGGAGCCGCUUCGCGAGAGAGCCGUCGACCACAUGUUUCGUGCGCGUUCUUUUCUGACACGCACGACGCAGCCAAUUGCGAUCUCGAAACGGGAAGGCUGCAUGGGGAACCCGGUGGGUCUGCGGAUGCUACGGGCGUCGCGCACACGGAGAGAGCGUCGUCGUGUCUAGGAGGCAAAAGAAUGAGAGAUCUGGUGUUGAGGUGUGGUGCGAUUGCAUGCGUUCUUCCCGACGACGAAGACGAGGAUAUCAGAGGUGGAACGGCCCAACAGGUCCAGGAGAAUAUGACCGACAGCUACAGCCACAUUCUCCGCGAGGCGCCGUCUUUCCGGUCUUCGGCCCGUGUGGUCAUCUCUCAGCGGUGGAGUGACGGGGCCGUCGCUUUGGGCGAAAAACGGGAGUAUGCGAUGUAUGAAAGAGCCAAACACCAGGGGUACAACUCAGGAGAACUUUUCAGUUCAGGCCUUUUGGGAUCCGCUGCAUUUGAGCAGGAGUGACAUGCCAAACAUGCAUAUAUAUAUGUAUAUAUAUGCAUGCAAUUUAGCAUGUUUGGACUCGUUUCGAGGUGUUUACUCUUUUAAGGGAUGUACAGUAGACGUCAGAACGUUUUACUUGCUUCGGCUGUGCGGUCUAUCUGUGUCCGGUCUAAGUAAAGAGCAACAAUCGAGAGAAAUGGUGGCUUUUGCGGGGAGUGGUUUUAUCACCAGCAUGGUGAGGUCGAUCUCUGAAACGAACCUCCAUUCAGAAGCUGCGACGUGAUCCGGGAACGCGGUAUAUCUGUGCGUAACGUUCCACUGAAAGAUGAUCACGAAUAUCGUGAGCAUCCCGCCUUUGAAUUGAUUGGUGUUAUUCUCGACUACUCAAUCAACACACGCAUGCUGCUGCGGCGAACAAUCGCACGUGUCGCGCCAACUGGUCCUGUCUCAAGAUGUGGGGAAAGUCGACACGCAGAGAGUUGGUGUUGGUAUGACUCACAACGGUCUUGUGUGUGUGUGAUUGUGCAUAUGUAUAUAUAUACAAGAAGUUCCCGUAUCAAUAUAGGUGCUUAUCUUGAUUCACGUACUGAUACACGUGGCUAUAACAGUGCGCGUAUCUCCGCGGAUACCUCGUGGUAAUGUGGCGAAAUAAGCUUCCACAGCAGCUCGACUAGUUGUUGCUUGUAUAGUUGAACGGGCGGUUGCUCUGCGGAGGGCCACGAGCAUGCCAUUUGUUUUCCUGUCGACGACUCCGUCUUGGCCACAUUUAUGUUCACCGUUAUGACAGUAACUCCGUUCCUGUUUUUACUGGAGCGAUACAGUUGUUUCAUAUGCAGAAAGCGACCGC
Messenger RNA from Toxoplasma gondii ME49, 6141 nucleotides. RefSeq names its product DHHC zinc finger domain-containing protein. Lineage: Eukaryota; Apicomplexa; Conoidasida; Eucoccidiorida; Sarcocystidae. Gene Ontology annotation, molecular function: protein-cysteine S-palmitoyltransferase activity. The coding region runs from base 1227 to 5315 and encodes 1362 amino acids. Gene Ontology annotation, cellular component: Golgi apparatus; endoplasmic reticulum. Gene Ontology annotation, biological process: protein targeting to membrane; peptidyl-L-cysteine S-palmitoylation. The record is from RefSeq and is a predicted model, not a curated record. The transcript has 14 exons.